CCUAUAAACAAUAAAAACAUUCACUAGUAUUCGAUGGCAUUUCUAUGAAAUUGCUUAUAGAUAAACAAAAAUUGUUGAUUGGCGUAUUUUUAUAUUAUCUUUCUAUUAAAUUUUCAGGUUUAUUAUAAUUUUUUUUUCUUGAAUAUUCGCAAGGUGCCAGCACAAUACAAUUGCAAUAAGCGAAUGUAUCUAAGAUGUUUGGUAUCACUGACAGAAUUUGGAGGUUGUUUUAAAUAAUAUUUUGAAGAAAUAUUUAUAAAACUUUAAAUUCCAUUUAUAUACGUAUAUAUGUGUAUACAAAUAUUAGUAUAUAUGUAUUGAUAUAACUGUACUAAUAAAAUGACAACGGAAAAAGAUUUGGUAAAUGCGUCAUUUUUCUAUAGCGGUAAGAGAAUCUUUGGAAGCUGGUGGAGAGCUUGGUCGUAUAAGAGCUGAAAUGCGAACUGAAGUUUUCAAAUUAUUAAAUAGUUCUAAUUCGGAAAGUAAAAUACAAAAUUCCAAACAAUCAUCUGAUAUUAUUAUCUUCAAUGAGCUUGUUCGCGAAUAUUUAAAUUGGAUGGGAUUUAAGUACAGUUCAACUGUGUUUGUUGCAGAAUGCGAUCUUUCAAAACAUCCUUAUGAUCGAACAUUACUAGCACAAGUUUUGGGAAUAAAAGAAACUGAUACAAGUAAAAAAUUGCCCUUGCUUUGUGGCAUAAUAGAUUCAUUAAAGCAUAUGAAAAAUACAUAAAAACAACAAUAUAUAUAUGUAUCAAUAAAGUUUACUUAAUAAGUAUAUAUAUUCUUGUAUUGCAACUUCUAUAUGAAUCAGAUAUUAAUAUCUGUCAAUAAUUUAUGAUAUAAAUUAUGAUAAUGCCAUUCAUUUUGUAUACAUUUAAAAUUUAGAUUCAAAAUGAUACAUUGAAUAUUGUAUUAAUCGAAAUAAAUAAUAUUGAUAAAGGUCGAAAUACUUAUAUAAUUUUAGUUAUUUUUCGUAUUUAUAAAAACUGCAACAUUAUGCUUACUUCAUAAAUUGUAUUUAUUUACUUUUUAAAUUGUAUUUUGUUGUACUGAUUAAUUUUCUAUUUGUAAUUGUAUUAAUGUAAUAUUCUAAUGAGUACAUAAGUUGUAGAUUUUUUACAUUAGAAUUAGAUUAAAGUAUACAUGAAAAACUAGGUUUUAAUGUAUAAAUAA
Messenger RNA from Vespa velutina, 1173 nucleotides. RefSeq names its product centrosomal protein 20-like. NCBI's taxonomy places the organism in Eukaryota, Metazoa, Arthropoda, Insecta, Hymenoptera, Vespidae. Gene Ontology annotation, cellular component: microtubule organizing center. Gene Ontology annotation, biological process: microtubule anchoring. Bases 365 to 730 code for a protein of 121 amino acids. The transcript is spliced from 3 exons. The record is from RefSeq and is a predicted model, not a curated record. Gene Ontology annotation, molecular function: protein binding.